AUGAUGAAUUUCUCUGCUUUCGCCCCCCUCUCAUUCCUUCUGGGCCAGUUCUCCGCCGUCACCCCCGCCGGACAGAUGCCCAUCUUGAACACCGAUGGCUUCUCGAGCUGGAUCAUCGGAAACUCCACUGGGGGCGAUUCAACUUGCGUCUCUGGUAACAUCUUGGUGCCCAUCAACGCGACCGGUACCAACAUCCUCUACACGGCGCCUCAGAACCAGGCGCGCGUGACAGAGUCAUUCGUCGAGUUGAACCAGGUUGACUCGACCUUCGCCAUGGACGCAGUUUCUGGCGGCCCCAGUGUCAUAUCAGGCUCCUACAGCAUCUUCUGCAAGCUCUGCCUGCCUAGCGAUCCCGCAAAGGCGGGCAGGGUGAAGACGGUUCAGCUGUUGACGCACGGCGCGACUCUGGACCACACCUACUGGGACAUUGCGCCGGGCUAUAGCUACGUCGACGUCGCGGCGGCAGCAGGUUACGCGACGCUUUCCUACGACCAGCUGGGCGUGGGGAACUCGGACCAUCCGGACCCCAUCCAGGUCGUGCAGGCAGCAUCGCAGGUGGCCGUGACGCAUAGGCUGGUCGAGCUGCUUCGUGGCGCGAAACUGGGCGGGUUCGACUUCGACAGGGUCGUUGGUGUCGGACACAGUGCAGGGAGCACACUGACCCAGGCCAUCACCACGAGAUACCCCCAGGAUUUCGAUGCCGUGAUCCUCUCCGGGACCAGCACCAGCGCGGCAUCCGUUGCACUCUCCAUGGCGGCCUUCAAUUUCAUCAACGCAAACACGGAUCCGUCCCCCAAACUCAGGAACCUGCCCGCCGGAUACCUGACGCAGCAGUCGGCAGUCGGCAUACAGUUCGCCUUCUACCGGUACCCCAACUUUGACCAGAACGCGUUUGAGAGGCAGGUCGCGGACAAGCAGACGAACACGCUGGGCAUCCUGCUCACGCUGGGCGGCACCAUCGCCCCGUCGGCGCAGUUCGCCGGGCCGGUCGACGUUGUCAAUGGGGAGAACGAUCUUGUCUUCUGUGGUGGAAACUGUCUCUACCCCACGGAUCAAAACGCGGCCGUUCUGGCCGUUUUCUACCCGGCGGCGUCAAGUGGAUGCCGGACGUACAUUGCCGCGGGUGCCGGGCAUUCUAUCGCGGCCCACAAGAGCGGACCGGACAGCUUUGCGCACAUGGUUGGCUUCUUGCAAGCAAAUGGUCUGUGA
Molecule: messenger RNA, 1209 nt
Organism: Diaporthe citri
Lineage: Eukaryota; Fungi; Ascomycota; Sordariomycetes; Diaporthales; Diaporthaceae
Exons: 1
Coding region: 1-1209 (402 amino acids)
Source: RefSeq, a predicted model, not a curated record